Molecule: messenger RNA, 1664 nt
Organism: Helicoverpa armigera (cotton bollworm)
Lineage: Eukaryota; Metazoa; Arthropoda; Insecta; Lepidoptera; Noctuidae
Product: zinc finger protein 57-like
Exons: 7
Coding region: 96-962 (288 amino acids)
Biological process (GO): regulation of transcription by RNA polymerase II
Molecular function (GO): DNA-binding transcription factor activity; RNA polymerase II cis-regulatory region sequence-specific DNA binding
Source: RefSeq, a predicted model, not a curated record
GUUCCAGUACAAAAUCAAAGUUAGCGUACCACCGCGGCGUCUGCAGUCAAGAAAAACCUCAAUGUGACUGUUGCGGGAAAGUGUUUGCCAACAAAAUGACGCUGAAAUACCAUCUCAACCGCAUGCAGCCGCAGAGUGGGGAUGUUAAGCCGAAGCCGAAACUGUACAUACCGUGCAAAGGAUGUGAUAAAGUCUUCCAUACGAAGAAGAGCUAUAGAGCGCAUGCUGUCAUCCACGAGGGCCACUCCUAUCCUUGCCCAAUUUGCGGCAAACUGUUUCAAUGGAAGCGCAACCUAGCUCGACACACUCGCAACCACCGCGAGCGUGAUGCUGGCAACACUCACGCCUGCCGCGCUUGCAACAAGACAUUCGCCAGCCGCGACUGUUACAACAAUCAUAUGCGGCUCAGCAAGAAGCACGUCUGCGCUGAUACCUUCCAACACGAGUGUAACUAUUGUGGUAAGAAAUUUGCCACAAAAUGGUGUCUGACCGACCACAUAGAUUGGGAUCAUUUGAAGAUUAUCAAGUACCAGUGCAGCGUAUGUUUUAAGGCGUUUAAAACGGCUAAGAUAUUAGUAGUUCAUGUCAAUAACAUACAUGAAGGCAAGAAGAAAGAAGAGGAAGGAGAACAUUUGUGUGAAAUAUGCGGAAAAUCCUACAAGACGGUGAAACGCCUAAAAGGUCACGUAUGGUCGAUGCACACGAACCGGCCAAACAGCAAAGUGUACAAGUGUAAGCUCUGUCCGGCCACCUUCAUGUGGCAGACCAGCAUCUACAAGCAUACUAAGAUGAUGCACGACAAUAAGAAGAUCAAGCCGCCGCGACCUCCCCCAGUCAAGAAGGAAGAGCCCUACCCGGGAAUCGAACUCGCGAAUCGCAUGCAGUACUUCCAACAAGCAAUUCCUGGAAAUCUUAAUAUAGUGCAUUUACAACCAAUUGGAAUAGCUCAGAAUAUCGUGUGAAAAUUAGUGUGUUUAUAGCUAUUAAUAUUCAGUCGUGGUGGCCUAGUGGGUAAAGAAUCAACCUCUCCAGGUCAGGCAAGUACCAAUGCAACUUUUCUAAGUUUGUAUGUACUUUUCAAGUAUAUCUUGGACAUCAAUGACUGAUAAAAAGGUGACGGAAAACAUCUUGAGGAAACCUUUUUUUUAACGAUGUAAAAAGUCGUCAAAUGACGCCUCCCGCUGUGGGUUAGCAGCGGUGAGGGAGUGUCAGACUCUUACUGACUAAAAACCGUCGUGUUCCGUCGUAGGCCUUUUAUGUACCAGGGCCGCGGUAAAUCGCGCGAACAACCCGCAGUGUAGAGGUAUACGAUAUUUAAUUUAAAGUUAUCGGCACGGAUAUUGAGCCCUGACCUUCACCUGCGCAGAAGCUAUUUAUUGGUUUUUUGCCUUAUGUGUACAGUGCGCAAAGCGAUCCCCACUCUUCCGCCGAGAGCUCAAUAUCCGUGCCGGUAACUAUACUGUCGUAUUGUCAUCAACUAUUGGUAUUUAUGUAAUAUCAAAAAUAUACUUACACGGGAUGGUAAAGUGAGCUCCUAGGGUUAAAUAGCAUAAUAAACUAAAUGUAUUGAAAAAUUGCCAUAUUAUAUACUUAUGUUUUAGAUAUAAUUUAAUGUUUAAGUCAUAUUUUAUACAAAAAUAAUGAAGUAAAUAAUUUUACAACGA